Messenger RNA from Canariomyces notabilis, 2559 nucleotides. RefSeq names its product Coatomer, beta' subunit. The transcript has 10 exons. NCBI's taxonomy places the organism in Eukaryota, Fungi, Ascomycota, Sordariomycetes, Sordariales, Chaetomiaceae. Gene Ontology annotation, biological process: endoplasmic reticulum to Golgi vesicle-mediated transport; intra-Golgi vesicle-mediated transport; retrograde vesicle-mediated transport, Golgi to endoplasmic reticulum. Gene Ontology annotation, molecular function: structural molecule activity; protein binding. The record is from RefSeq and is a predicted model, not a curated record. The coding region runs from base 1 to 2559 and encodes 852 amino acids. Gene Ontology annotation, cellular component: COPI vesicle coat.
AUGGUUCACAGCGGGAUGAAGCGUCCCAAUCUGAUGGUGCUGAAUCGACAACUCUUUGCUCGCUCCGAGCGAGUGAAGGGUAUCGACUUCCACCCAACCGAGCCAUGGAUUCUGACGACCCUGUACAGCGGCCACGUCUACAUCUGGUCCUACGAGACACAGCAGAUCGUCAAGACCUUCGAGCUCACCGAUGUCCCCGUCCGCGCCGGCCGCUUUAUUGCGCGGAAGAAUUGGAUUGUCUGCGGGUCGGAUGAUUUCCAAAUCCGAGUCUACAACUACAAUACGAGCGAGAAAAUCACAUCCUUCGAGGCACAUCCCGACUACAUCCGGGCGAUUGUUGUGCACCCCACACAGCCCUUUGUUCUCACCGCUAGCGAUGACAUGACCAUAAAGCUGUGGGAUUGGGAGAAGGGGUGGAAGAACGUCAGAGUGUUCGAGGGCAAUUCACACUAUGUGAUGUCCUUGGCGAUCAACCCCAAGGAUACAAAUACAUUCGCGUCUGCCUGCUUGGACAGGACCGUCAAGAUCUGGAGUCUGGGGUCGUCUACCCCAAACUUCCAGCUGGAGGCGCAUGAGACCAAGGGCGUCAACCAUGUGGAUUAUUAUCCUCACAAUGACAAGCCCUACCUACUUACCACAUCAGACGACCGCACGGUAAAAGUGUGGGACUACACAACGAAGAGCUUAAUCGCAACCUUGGAAGGCCAUACCAACAAUGUUUCGUUUGCGUGCUAUCACCCGGAACUCCCUAUUAUCAUUUCCGGCUCAGAGGAUGGUACCGUGAGGAUAUGGAACGCCAACACCUACCGCUUUGAGCAGUCGUUGAACUAUGGGCUAGAAAGAGCAUGGUGCGUGGCGUACCAGAAGGGCAAGCAGGGCAUCGCGGUUGGCUUCGAUGAUGGGUCGGUCGUCAUCAAGCUGGGUCGCGAGGAACCGGCCGUGUCGAUGGACGGAUCCGGAAAGAUCAUCUGGGCUCGACACAACGAGGUCGUCUCUGCGGUGAUCAAGGGCGGUGAGCCGACAAAAGACAACGAGCCGAUCACCUUGACCACGAAGGAGCUGGGAACCGCCGAAGUCUACCCACAGACACUCAUCCACUCCCCCAACGGGCGUUUCGCGGCCAUUUGCGGCGAUGGCGAGUACAUCAUUUACACGGCAUUGGCGUGGCGGAACAAGGCCUUCGGUCAGGCUCUCGAUUUCGUCUGGGCGUCCAAGGACAACUCGAACGACUUUGCUAUUCGCGAGUCCGCAACCAGCAUCAAGGUUUUCAAGAACUUCCAGGAGAAGAAGGGUGCUCUCGACGUUCCGUUUGCGGCGGAUGGGCUUACCGGAGGUGUGCUUCUCGGCGUCAAGGGCCAAGGGGGUGUUUCUUUCUACGACUGGCAAACAGGCGGGCUUGUCCGGCGUAUCGAGGUCGAACCCAAACAGGUGUACUGGAGCGAGAGUGGCGAGCUCGUGGCCAUCGCUUGUGAGGACACAUUCUAUGUGCUGAGAUUUUCGCGGGAUGCGUACAACCAAGCGGUUCAAUCCGGCCAGGUCGAAGACGACGGUGUUGAGGCCGCCUUUGAAGUCGUCACUGAUAUCAACGAGAGCAUCCGGUCCGCGGAAUGGCUUGGAGACGUGCUGAUCUACUCCAAUGGGACCAACCGGCUGAACUACCUGGUGGGCGACCAGACAUACACUGUGGCGCAUUUUGACAAGCCCAUGUACAUCCUCGGCUAUCUCCAGCGUGACAGCCGCGUCUAUCUCACAGACAAGGACCUUUCGGUUACUUCAUUUGCUCUGUCCCUCCCAGUCCUGGAAUACCAGACGCUCGUGCUUCGGGGGGACAUGGAAACAGCCGCCGAGCUGCUGCCUAGCAUUCCGCAGGACCAGCUCAACAAGAUUGCCAGGUUCCUCGAGGGCCAGGGCCACAAGGAACUCGCACUCGAAGUCGCCACGGACCCGGAGCACAAGUUUGACCUCGCUCUCUCGCUCAACCAGCUCGACACCGCCUUGGAACUGGCGCGUCAGGCCGACUCGGACCACAAAUGGAAGACGCUCGGCGACGCGGGCCUCGCCGCCUGGGACGUGCCCCUCGCCACCGAGUGCUUUGUCAACUCCAAGGACCUUGGUUCUCUGCUGCUGGUGUACAGCUCCACGUCUGACCGCGAGGGUCUGGCCAAGCUGGCCGAGCAGGCGGUCGAGGCGGGCGCACACAAUGUUGCCUUCAGCUGCAAGUGGUCGCUGGGCGACGUCCCGGGCUGCAUUGAUAUCCUGGUCAAGACGGGCCGACUUGCCGAGGCGGUGCUGUUCUCGCAGACGUACAUGCCGAGUUUGACGGCUGGGUUGGUGACGCAGUGGAAGGAGAGUCUGGAGAAGAGUAAGAAGGGGCGUGUGGCUAAGUCGCUGGGUAUGCCCGGUGAGGAUGAGGAGUUGUUUCCGGAGUGGGAGGAGUGGUUGAGGUUGGAGAAGGAGGGGCCGGCUACGGUUGCGGGUGGUGGUGGUGGAAACGAUGGGGAGGUGGGAGAGGUUGAGGCUGAGGCUGAGGAUGGGGGUGCUGAGGCGGAUGAGGAGUAG